Messenger RNA from Centruroides sculpturatus (bark scorpion), 1567 nucleotides. RefSeq names its product zinc transporter 2-like. Gene Ontology annotation, cellular component: plasma membrane. Bases 274 to 1431 code for a protein of 385 amino acids. The record is from RefSeq and is a predicted model, not a curated record. NCBI's taxonomy places the organism in Eukaryota, Metazoa, Arthropoda, Arachnida, Scorpiones, Buthidae. Gene Ontology annotation, biological process: zinc ion transmembrane transport; response to zinc ion. Gene Ontology annotation, molecular function: zinc ion transmembrane transporter activity. The transcript is spliced from 10 exons.
AUAAAAUCCAUGUGGGCCGUGUGAAGCUUUGCACACAGUCUUCUAUUUACACACAUUGAAGGAUCAUUGUUUUAAUAGACGAGAAGUAAUCGAAACAUUUAACAUUCGGCCCACUUAGCAAUAAGAAUUUUUUUAGUGCGUCAUAGUAUUAUUUUGGUUCCAUUGUUUCACGAAUUCAUCUGUAAAAAUCCAGUCAUAUGUAAAUAGACAAACUUAAAGAUUGGCCGUAAAGAGGAAUUUCGUAGGGCGAGGUAGUAGCGACUCACUAGUGUCAUGGACAACGAAAAAAUACCUCUGACCACCGACAGUUCGCGUUUGUCACGUUAUGAAACUAUUCAUUCCAAAGACAACGCUCUCAUCUAUUGCUGCCACGGAAAGAUAGCGGACGAUUGCUGUUACGAAAAUGAUUCUGCAAUUCCAAAAAGAGAAAGACAAGAUAGUGUGGUGAGCGAGUCGCAUUGUCAUCCCCAGAGGGAAGAUGAUGCAUCGGAUAAACUUGCUAGAAGACGACUUCUUUUCGCCAGUGGUUUAUGUUUAGUUUUUAUGAUAGCUGAAGUCGUAGGUGGUCUUUUAGCAAACAGUUUAGCCAUAGCUACCGAUGCGGCCCAUCUGUUAACCGAUUUUGCCAGUUUCAUGAUCAGUCUUAUGGCUCUGUGGGUUGCUGCACGUCCUGCUACUAAAUCUAUGAGUUUCGGAUGGUAUCGUGCGGAGGUCAUUGGAGCGUUGACUUCCGUUUUAAUGAUUUGGGUAGUGACCGGUGUUUUGGUAUAUUUAGCAAUACAGAGAAUAAUAAAUAGAGAUUACGAAAUCCAAGGAUUAAUUAUGGUUAUUACAGCAGCCGUUGGUGUUUUCGUUAAUAUCAUAAUGGGAGUCGUUUUGCAAGUAGGAGGCGUUCCUCAUGGACAUUCACACGGAGAUAAUGGUAAAAACGAUAAAAAUCAUACUCAUGGCAAUAUCAACGUUCGAGCUGCUUUCAUACACGUGCUUGGAGACUUCAUUCAGAGUAUCGGAGUGUUAAUUGCUUCAUUAAUUAUUUAUUUUAAGCCGGAAUACGUUAUCGUUGAUCCAAUUUGCACGUUCCUGUUUUCUGCCCUUGUUUUGGCUACUACGUUUGCCAUAAUGAAAGAAACAUUAAAUGUUCUAAUGGAAGGAAUGCCCAGAGGGAUUAAUUUCUUGGAUGUGCAAAAAAUACUUUUUGGAAUACCCGGAGUGGUUAAAGUACACAAUCUGAGAAUUUGGUCCUUGAGCAUUGAUAAAACUGCCCUGUCGGCUCAUAUAGCUAUUGCCAAAGGUCAAAGUUCUAUGGAUAUUUUAAAGCAAGCAUCGCGGGCCAUUCAUCGAAAUUUCAAUAUUUUCGAGUUGACUUUACAAGUAGAGGAAUAUAAAGAAGAAAUGUUAGCUUGCACACAAUGCCAAGAACCUGCUGAUUAAUUCACUGAUUAAUUGCGUAAAAAUAAUAAUAUGUUAGUUCGCUAUUACAGGUUUUUCCUGUUUUCUAUGUAAAGAAUAAAGAUUAAGUUUCGUGUCGAAUUGUAUUAUUUUUAAAUAAAGAAUAAAAGCUUCUAAG